Messenger RNA from Sordaria macrospora k-hell, 2649 nucleotides. Lineage: Eukaryota; Fungi; Ascomycota; Sordariomycetes; Sordariales; Sordariaceae. The record is from RefSeq and is a predicted model, not a curated record.
AUGGGAAUAGGAAGUUAUUUCAAGGCGAAGAAGCCAGAGCCAACACCCCAACAACACGCUGCCUCAAAACAACCGAGAGGUCGUCAACCUUCGGCCGGGAAUGUACCAGUUGAUCUGGACGAUGGCGGCGUACUCGCCCCCCCACAGGCCCGCUAUGGGUCUGGCUCAAGAUCUCACUCGGCGACGCGUUCGACAAUGUCGAAUGCCAGUUCCAUGUUUAUGGAAGAUAUCAAGCAUGAGGUCAUGGUCAAUUACCUCUACCAGCAACAAUGCUCAUAUCUAUGGGUAGCCAAUGGCAGCGGCGAGAUCGAGGGUGUGCUUCUUCGAAAGUCAAGGGGCCAAUACAUGGCUUGUCCGCCGACUUUGGGGAACUCGCCGUUUGCCAUGGCAUGCGCUGCUCUCAAUGUUCAGUGCGCAAUGACUGUCAACUCACGAGUCAUCAAGACCUUCCUUCAAUGGUCACCGGAUGCCGUUGAUGUGCCGCUUCUGAACGGCCUGCGAGUGCAAAUCCUACCCACAAUCGAAGAUCUCCCUCGCGCCAGGAAGCAUCAGUUCGCCGCCUUCAUUGCGUCAGAGGGGUUGCUGGUAGUUUGGGACGACGAUGCACUCCAUCUGAUCCCGAGAGCCAAGGAAAUCGAGUCGGAGCUCAUGGAGCUCGUGUGGAAGACUGGUGAACCUGGCGAAAUUGAAGAAAAGGCCAAUCCCAUUGUGGACGCUACCGAGAUCGACGAGGAAAGUGGCGAGGUGAAGCCCGAAGUACGACCGGUCCACCUCCUCAACACCUACUUCGUCAGUAUCACCUUGGUCGUCGUCACAGUUUCUUUAGGAUCCGCCUGGAGACAGCUGGCGAUUGAGGUCAUGGUCGACGGCAAUUACACCCGGUUGGCUCUCGCUGCUCUUGCGCCCGUACAGAUCUUCUUCACACUCUUUUUCGCUCAGGUCAUCACCGGCUGCUUGGCCCAGAUCUUUGGUCCCAUCAAGCAGCUAUCGAUCAACUCCAAGUUCUACUCGGCCCGACCACCACCCAGGUUACAAACAGCCACACUUCCCCACGUUACUGUUCAAUGUCCCGUGUACAAGGAGGGUCUCAGUGGUGUCAUUGCUCCUACAGUCAAAUCCAUCAAGCAUGCCAUGUCCACGUAUGAGCUCCAAGGAGGCUCAGCCAACAUGUUCAUCAACGAUGACGGUCUUCAGUUGAUCUCGGAAGAAGAUCGCCAAGCCCGUAUUGAGUUCUACGCUGACCACAGCAUCGGAUGGGUUGCACGACCCCGGCAUGGCGAAAAUGGCUUCACUCGUCGCGGAAAGUUCAAGAAGGCCUCCAACAUGAACUUUGCACUUAUGAUCUCGUGCAAGGUGGAAGAAAAGCUCACCCAAAUACCCAGACAUACCGACUGGUCCCAGCAUGACGAAGCCCAAGCUUACGAAAGAGCUCUGAAGGAUGUUCUCGAGGAAGACGGUCGCGCUUGGGCAGAUGGCAAUAUCCGAAUGGGCGACUACAUCCUCCUCAUCGACUCCGACACCCGUGUGCCCUCAGACUGCCUGCUCGACGCUGUCUCCGAAAUGGAACAGUCCCCCGACGUCGGUAUCAUGCAGUUCUCGUCCGGUGUUAUGCAAGUCGUUCACACCUACUUUGAGAACGGCAUUACCUUCUUCACGAACCUCAUUUAUACGGCCAUUCGCUACACCGUCUCCAACGGCGACGUCGCCCCCUUCGUCGGUCACAAUGCCAUCCUGCGCUGGUCAGCCAUCCAACAAGUCUCGUACGAGGACGAAGAUGGCUACGAGAAGUUCUGGUCUGAAAGUCACGUCUCGGAAGAUUUCGACAUGGCGCUGCGCUUGCAAUGCAACGAUUACAUCAUCCGCCUGGCCGCCUGGGCUGGCGAUGGCUUCAAGGAGGGUGUCUCGCUCACCGUGUAUGAUGAACUUGCUCGUUGGGAGAAGUACGCCUACGGUUGCAACGAACUAUUGUUCCACCCCAUUAGAAAAUGGUUCUGGAAGGGCCCCUUCACCCCUCUCUUCUGCCGCUUCCUCUUCUCCAACAUCCGCUUCACCUCCAAAAUCACCAUCGUCUCCUACAUUGGAACUUACUACGCCAUUGGCGCUGCGUGGAUUCUCACGUCCUGCAAUUACUUCCUCAUAGGCUGGUUCAACGGGUUCCUGGACAAGUACUACAUCGACUCGUGGCAGGUCUGGUUCUCAAUCAUCCUCGUGUUCAACGGCCUGGGUAAUGUUGCGUUGGCCGUGAUGAGAUACCGAGUGGGCGAAAAGAGUCUUCUUGCGGCCCUUAUCGAGAACUUCAAGUGGACGUUCAUGCUGGCCAUCUUCCUCGGUGGCCUGUCGCUGCAUGUCAGCCAGGCGCUGUUGGCGCACAUGUUUGAGAUUGACAUGACGUGGGGCGCGACGAGCAAGGAGGCCGAGUUUUCGAAUUUCUUUAUCGAGGUGCCCAAGGUUAUUAAAAAGUUCAAAUUCUCAAUGCUCUUCUCCAUCGUCUUCAUCGUCGGCAUGGUUAUCCUCGCCACGGCACCCUUUAUUCCGUAUUCCUGGCAUAUUACGGACUUUGUGGCAAUCUUGCCUAUGGCGACCGUGGCAGCUAGUCAUUUGUUGUUGCCGCUGGCGUUGAACCCGGCUUUGAUGACUUUCUCUUGGUAA